UCAAAUUGAAGCUCGGAGAUGCUCCUGCGGGUGGAAGCGCCACAUCUAAGAAGGAAGAACCCAAGAAGGAGAAACUCAAGAAGGAGGAGCCCAAGAUGGAGGCACCAAAGAAGGAGGAACCAAAGAAAGAGGAGGCCAAGAAAGUGGAGGUCAAGAAAGAGGAGCCCAAGAAGGAAGACGCUGCUGCAACCCCCAAGCCUUCCAAGGCCCCAACUUCAUCUCCAUCAUCAUCAUCAUCAUCAUCAUCCGAGCCCUCCACUCACACCGUCGCCUUCAGCCGGGAGGAACGUGUAGUCAAGAUGAACCGCAUGCGCCAGACGAUCGCCAAGCGUCUGAAGCAGUCUCAGGAGAACGCAGCCUCGCUUACUACAUUUAACGAGGUCGAUAUGAGCAACCUGAUGAAGCUCCGUGCUAACUACAAGGAUGCAGUUUUGAAGAAGCACAACGUAAAGCUGGGAUUCAUGUCCGCCUUUGUCAAGGCCUCGUGCUACGCUCUCAAGGAAUUACCCGCCGUGAACGCAAGGAUCGAUGGCGACAACAUUAUCUACAAUGACUACGCCGACGUCUCUGUCGCUGUUGCUACGCCCAAGGGUCUCGUCACCCCAGUCAUCCGCAACGCAGAGAGCCUUUCCUUUGUUGAGGUCGAGAAGAGCAUUGCUCAGUAUGGAGCCAAGGCCCGCGAUGGUCAGAUCGCUAUCGAGGAUUUGAGCGGAGGCACCUUCACCAUCUCGAACGGAGGUGUCUUUGGAUCGAUGAUGGGCACUCCUAUUAUCAACGUGCCUCAGAGUGCUAUCUUGGGCAUGCACGCCAUCAAAGAGAGGCCUGUCGCCGUCAACGGUCAGAUCGAGAUCCGGCCCAUGAUGUACAUUGCCCUCACCUACGACCAUCGUAUUAUUGACGGACGCGAGGCCACCACCUUCCUUGUCAAGCUCAAGGAGGUCAUCGAGGACCCCGUUCGUCUCUUGUUGGAUGUUUAAGCGGUCUGUUUCAUUUUUUCCCUUCCCAUCACCCUCAUUCUUUUGCUAUGCACUGUUUUGAUAGACUCGUGCGGCUGCUGUG
Molecule: messenger RNA, 1059 nt
Organism: Gamsiella multidivaricata
Lineage: Eukaryota; Fungi; Mortierellomycota; Mortierellomycetes; Mortierellales; Mortierellaceae
Exons: 2
Coding region: 96-977 (293 amino acids)
Biological process (GO): tricarboxylic acid cycle
Cellular component (GO): oxoglutarate dehydrogenase complex
Molecular function (GO): dihydrolipoyllysine-residue succinyltransferase activity
Source: RefSeq, a predicted model, not a curated record